UCUUUACAGGUUUCAUUUUCCUUCACCAAUACUUCAAGGCACAGAGGAGCUGGUAAAGGCAUUGCCAUGAAACCUAACUUGAAGCAGUGGAAACAACUCAUGCUCUUUGGUAUCUUUGCAUGGGGCCUGCUUUUCUUGGUGAUAUUCAUCUAUUUUACAGAUAGCAACACUGCUGAACCAGUUCCAAGUUCCUUUUCUUACAUUGAAACUAAGAGACUUCUGCCCCUUCAGGGCAAGCAGAGAGUCAUCAUGGGAGCCAUUCAUGACCCAUCAUUCUCUGAAACCAUUGAUGGGAAUGAGGUGCUUCUUAAUGAAGAUCUCCUAGGUACUUUUAAGUCAGGGACUGGAAAUUCUAAGAAAUGGACUGUAUUGGAAGAGGCCUUUAGAAAUGAAGAUGAGUUUUUUCCACCCCAGUUAGGAAGAAAAUCAAAAAGUGCUUUCUACCAAGUGAAUGAUGAUUAUUUAUUUGCUGCUGGUCAGCCUCAGUCACACAACCACCUUCAAGAGAUAGAAAAAUUCAUUUCGGCUGAUGUGAAUAAUCCAAAAGGAAAUAUGUUACAGAACAGCUGGAGCCAUCAGAGAAGAAUGAGGAGAAGGAGCACAAAGCAUAGGAGAGGCCAGAUGCUGGAUGAAUCUGAUGACUGGGAUGAGCUGUAUUCCACAAUGUCGAAAUCCUUUCUUUACAAGCUUUGGAAAGGGGAUGUCUCUUCCAAGAUGCUAAACCCUCGACUGCAGAAGGCGAUGAAAGAUUAUUUGAGUACCAAUAAGCAUGGGGUGCGGUUCAAGGGGAAACGAAACUCCAAGUUGACAGGAGACCAGCUAUUCUGCGAGCUAAAAGAAAGAGUGAAUGUGAAAACAAUAGAUGGCAAGGAGGCUCCCUUCUCCACUCUUGGAUGGGAAAAGCACGUUCCCCAAAUUCCACUGGGUAAAUUAUAUACACAUGGCUUUGGGAGCUGUGCCGUAGUUAUGUCUGCUGGUGCAAUACUGAACUCCUCUUUAGGGGAUGAAAUAGAUGCUCAUGAUGCCGUUUUAAGAUUUAAUUCUGCUCCUACUCGUGGCUAUGAAAAAGAUGUUGGAAAUAAAACAACCAUGCGGAUCAUUAAUUCUCAGAUUCUCACCAAUCCAAACCAUCACUUUGUUGACAGCUCCUUGUAUAAAGAUGUUAUCUUAGUAGCCUGGGAUCCUGCUCCCUACUCUGCAAAUCUCAAUGUGUGGUAUAAGAAGCCAGACUACAAUCUGUUCACUCCCUACGUACAGCAUCGCAGGAAGAAUCCAACCCAGCCAUUCUACAUCCUCCAUCCAAAGUUUAUAUGGCAGCUCUGGGACAUCAUUCAGGAGAAUACUAAAGAGAAGAUACAGCCCAACCCUCCUUCUUCAGGGUUUAUUGGUAUCCUCAUCAUGAUGUCCAUGUGUAACGAAGUGCACGUGUACGAGUACAUCCCUUCAGUGCGACAGACCGACCUGUGUCACUACCAUGAACUCUACUACGAUGCAGCUUGCACCUUAGGGGCCUACCAUCCACUGCUCUACGAGAAGCUCCUGGUGCAGAGGAUGAACAAAGGUUUGCAGGAUGAUCUGUAUCGGAAGGGGAAAGUCAUUUUGCCAGGGUUCAAAGCUGUCAAGUGCCCCAAACGAAAUAAUUUCCCACACUUGUAGAAGUAAGUCUUUCAGAAACAAUGUGCAAUAAGGUACUACUGUCGUACUAUAAACAAGAAGAGAAUACUUGAAAAAAAUAUAUCUUAGACCAAUCUAGUCUUGAGUCUAUAAAUUGUAAUUAAGUAGCAGGCAUGAGAAGUACUUCUUUUUCUGAGCCCUGAGUAUUUAUUACUGCUUUGCAAAUAGUUACAGAAUAAAAGCAAAGGCUUAGCUCAUGAAGGUGCAAAGGACAUACUUAGGCAGAAAUAUAAUGUAUUGUUGUUGGUGUGGCUGUCAGAAUUUGUCGGUGGUCUCAUGCCACAUUUGCUAGACUGUAAUUUUUUUUUUUUUUUUUUAAAUGAAUUUAUUUAAUUGUCAAUCCUAGCAUUGUCAAACAGCCUCUAUUGUUCAUGUAUAUACAGAGCGGCCAGUUGAACAAUGCAGCAUUUCCCGUGGCUCCAUGGGAUUUUCACACUCUCCCAGAAUGAAGUAAUUGCUACUCCAAGCUGUGCAGUCAUUCACUAGAGCAGGCUUUAAUGCCUGUUCCUACACAGGCUCAGUUCCAGGCUUCCAGCUGAACAGGGACUUAGGGUGGCCCUGAAGUGCGUGCAGCUGGAGAUGGCUGUGCACAGCUAAACCAGUUAAACUACUGGAUGUAUUUUUGGAUGCCAGUCUCCCAUGCUCACACUGACUGAAGAGGGAAGAGAGAAAUGUCACAUUUUUUUAGAGAAAAAAAAACAACAUAUUUGUAAUUCUUCCCAAUUAGGAAGAAAAGCUCUCUCUGUCUUAUCUCCCUGACUAUCAGGAAGGUGUGAGAUGGAAAUGCUGCCUUCCUCCAGACUGCACAGACACAAAAGAUCCAGAGAAAGCCAAGGCAGGCUGUGCAGCAUUCACCCAUCACACUGAAAGCAAGCAUACAGGGGCCUCACCUCUUGUCAACAAAGAUAACAUUCAGGAAUACAGACAUUAUAUUUGUUAGGUAUUUCAUAGGUAUCUGAAUCAAAGUCACUCGUUCACAAGUUCUUGCUCUUCGGAAAGGAGAUGUUUUCUGACAAAAGAAGAUGUUAUCGACAUUUUUUACUUAAUGUUUGAAAGACUAUAACCCAGAAAAGCUGUAAUGCCUGCAAAAAAAAAUUUACUACGGAUUGCAUGUGGAGGUGGUUUGAUAUUUUCAUUCAUAACACACAAGAACAAUAUUCUUUAAGGCAAUUCUAAAAGUUAAUGGUCUGGAGUGGUUUUCUCAGUGGUUUGGUUUGGUUUUUUGCCACCUGACUGUACAAUUUCUUUUAGAGUAAGUUCAGCAGGAAUAUGUGUGCACAGAAGCACAGCUAUAUCCUACUCAUGUCCAUCCAGUAAAAAAGCAGACAGCUCAAAGGGGCAUUGAAAAGAAUAGCUGAAUGGUUGUGGUGGAAAGUAUUUUUUGUGUUUUGACUUAAGCAAAAAGCCUUUUGCCAGAAAGGCAAAAAAAAAAAGAAAACAAUAUUAAUGACUACUUCACCUGCAAUUGUAAUGUUAAGUAUAAUCAUAAAAUCCUUUUUCUCUCACUCAGCUCUUUGGGAAGCAGUAUUGGAAGAAUCUUUUGGAAGGAUUAUUUUCCUUCCUCAAAAUGAAGAAUACAUGUCUUACAUAGGACAUAGCCUUCUUUUUGGGCUUUGUGAUGAUCUUGUUGACAGAAAUUAUGUGUAGAUGAUCUAAUAACUCUACUUCUGUGUUGUAUGGAUAAUUAUGUCCAUAAGGCAUUUUGGUACAUAUCAAAAUUAAUAGGUUUUAUUCAUACUAGCCUUGGACUCUGGAUAUAGUACAUACCAAUUUCUUUUUAAUGUUAUGUGUGGUGGCAACUUUAUUCUUGAAGUUAAUAACAUUGCUAUUUAAAUGCAUGGAGGAUAGAUAGCCUACACAGCACUUAUCUAUUUUUCCAUAUGUUUGGUACCCUGUUUGCAAACAUAAGCAGUCUAAACAGUGCAAUCAAAUAUGUCUCUCUCUGCUGUACCCUGGGUUAGCUAUGACAUAACUGUAAAGGAACAGAGUUUAGCUUCCUAAGACUAGCAAAUGUGUUACUUUUCAAGAAGCAGGAACUUCUAGAGUUCCAAAAAGGGAAAAAAAAAACCAAAAAACAAACCAACUUUGACUGGCCUGGCCUGCAACCACUAACUUUUAACUUUGAUUUUCACAAA
This is a messenger RNA of Cyanistes caeruleus (blue tit), 3809 nucleotides long. Lineage: Eukaryota; Metazoa; Chordata; Aves; Passeriformes; Paridae. The record is from RefSeq and is a predicted model, not a curated record.